Molecule: messenger RNA, 3205 nt
Organism: Paramuricea clavata
Lineage: Eukaryota; Metazoa; Cnidaria; Anthozoa; Malacalcyonacea; Plexauridae
Source: the annotation of a GenBank genome assembly
AGGCAAAAACAGACUUAAAGUUAUGGGCGAUUGAUCGCGUUAGCUACCGCAGAAUCAUUAUGCUUAGUCAGAUACGCACGAGAGAGUUAUAUGAACGUUUCUUGGAGAAAGUAUCUAUUCUUGAAUCCCUGGAUAAGUGGGAGAGACUUACUGUUGCUGAUGCUCUCGAGCCUGUCUCGUUCGAAGAUGGAGAGUAUGUUGUUAUACAGGGUGAACAGGGCGAAGACUUUUACAUUAUUGUCGAGGUAAGGUUUAAGAGGUAUUUCUUUGUUUUAGCUUUAUUCUCUAGUUUAUACUGUUAGCUACCUUUUUAAAUGCAUCUGCCGGUUGAGAAACAUAAAAUAAUAGUUAAAAAUUGUCAAUUAAAAUAAAAUUAUCAACGAUGCUUUAAAAUUGACGCCAUAUUUACAGCCAUAUCAGCAAAACUUACUGAACUUCAGACAUCAUUUUCUCUUUGGCGUACCACCUAAAAUAUCUUUGUUUUAGCAUUAUUUUACAGAUAAAGCACUAAAUAUACUUUUUAAGUUUGUUUGCCGAUUGAGAAACGUAUCGAAAAAUAAAAAUUUUGAAUUUAGUCAUAACCUCAAGUGAUAUAUUAUACGCAUUAGUUUUGAGCGCGUGUUACGUAACAUACAAAACAAUCUCCUCUUAAUUGGAUAAAUGUCAGUGUUUUGGGCAUCUCACUCGAUUGUUGAAGGGUUUUCUAGAUGGAGAUUUUGAGUGUAAAUUUUACACAUUUGUUAGACCUAACCAGGAGCAGUUGCAAAAAAUUCAACUAUAGGCCCUCUGUCAGGAAUUGAACCUGCAUGCGGCCCUGCAAUUCGCCUUUCUCACGAAGGCCUAAAUCCGCCAUUUUUGGGUACUAUUUUAUCUAAGUCAUUUUUGAGUACUAUUUUAUCUAAGGAAAAAUCUGAGCGAUGUGAAAAUAAUUUUUCAAAUAUUUAACUGUAAAUCGAUUUAUAAUGAUUAUACUUACAACUAUAGUUAUAGAAAGUUUCAUUUUCACUGCUUACUAUCCCUGUUCUAAAAAGGUUGCCACCCAAAAAUGGCGGCGUAAGAAAGACUAUAAUUCCGAUGCAGCAAUUCUACCAACUGAGCUACAGAGGCCAGUUGUCGAGCUCUAAUCGCAGGGGCAUGUAUAUACUGUAUACUAUAAUAAGAUAGUGCGUCAAUGUAAGGUGUUUUACAAUUUAAAUUUUAAAUCUAUAUCUCAAUCCCCCCCCCUCCCGCAAUUUGAAGCCCAUAUCUUUAUACUUCAUCUGAAGAACAGUGUCUCGAAACUGACAAGAAUUACGUCUUGUUUUCAUUCAGGGAAACGCCGUCGUACUACAAAGACGGAGUGCGAACGAACCAUUUGUCGAAGUUGGUCGGCUUGGACAAUCAGAUUAUUUCGGUGAGUUUAAAUCUUGGUGUUAGUGAGUUUGGGAACUUACAACAGUAACUUCAUUGAAGACGUGCUCAUCAACAAUAGAAUCUUUACUCUAAAACAAAAGCGACCAACAGAUUACACUAACUUGAGCAUUCUAGUACGCCGUAGUUAGUCGUACUGCUAUAUACGUUAUUUAUAUCAUAAUUCUCAUGGCUUUAUAACCACGUCAUAUGUCGUGUGUUUUCUUCGGGUACUCCGGUUUCCGCGCACAGGGAAUGUUGACAGGGUGGGUUGGGACUAGUCCCCUCACUUCCUCCGUGAUCAGACAUGAUCAGAAGGUGGUUGCCAGAGGCGUCCUUAGAAAACCUUUGACUCGAUCAGGUUGAGCUGCGUCCUUCGUAAUUCAGCUUAGCUCUCAGCUGCAAGUAAGUACUUAUACUUGCUAAGUGUAAAUAACCAAGUUACUAAUAUUGAAAAUAUUCUACAUUCCAGGUGAAAUAGCUUUACUAUUAAACAGACGUCGUGCCGCGACUGUACAAGCGCAAGGUCCUCUAAAGUGCGUCAAAUUGGAUCGUCAAAGAUUCGAAAGGUUGCUUGGUCCAUGCGUGGAUAUCCUAAAGAGAAAUAUCGAGCAGUACAAUAGUUUUGUUUCAUUGGUCGUAUAAACUUUCACUUUGCGAAUAUGUAGUACAUAGUCAAUCACCCUAUAGUUGUCUAACCGCGAGCAAAGGCUGGGGAAUAACAUCUAACUAUGUAAUAGAAGUUCAGUUUAUUGAAAUUAGUGUUACACCCGUUUUCAAAAUUACGCGACCAGCACAACGGAAUAGCUAUACAAUGUUGACAUGUCAGUUUUGUGUUACGCGCUAAAACUAGCAAACGUAAACAAAAGGCAAAGAAAAUUUCCAGUGUAAAUUUUCCAAGAAUCGACUCCGAUUUUAACUAUUCUUGAGAUAAGGAGCUUCAACAUGUCUGAGUUCGUAGGUGUUGACAGUAAGUCGACGAACGAUGUUCAUAUUUGAAAUUUUGUCAACAUCGAACUGAUCGAAAUAACCAAAAGCACGCGCGUUACCGAUAAUAAAUUCACUCUGACAGCAGAAUUUGUGCUGAAUGCAAACUAAAUCCGUUCUCAGAGUGGUAUUGUACAUAUCUAUUUAAUUAGUUUGUAUUCACAUUAGAAAGGUUGAAGAAUGGCCACAAGAACCAGGCUUGCCAAAAUCUACUUUUCUGCCAUUUUCGCGAAAAAACUUGUUCGCUUCUGGCUACAGUACUACAUCAUCACACGUCGAUCAGCGCGCGCACUUUCACUUGCUGACAAUAACUUUCAAUUUGCAAUAAUUAUCACUAAAAUAUUUUUAAAAUCCUUGUAAACUUUUUCAUAUAAACCAUGCAAAACAUAUACUUUAAUUGACAACGAACCGCAAAACUCAAAGUUGUAAACAUUCGUGACCGCAUGACAUAAGACUGACAUUUGCACUAUAAGAAAAUUUCGGGCAGGCGCGUAAUUUGGAAAUGGUGUAAAUUGGAUUUCUUUUCGAAAAGCAACCUCAGCCCCGUGUUAGCGGAUAAUCUUAUAUGUCGCAUGUAUAAAUAGACCACGAUUCAUCAAGAUUGACGUGUCGUCGCUGCUGUUGUGAAGUCCAUUGUCUAGUCCAUGGCUUGUUAUUCUUAAGUUGUAAAUUAUACAGACAGUAGUGCGACCACCCAUAAGCUCCUCAAAUAAUUUCCAAGACAUUUUCAGAUUAAGCUUACUCUUUCGAACACGGAAACGGGGGGAAAAACACUGAUCUAUCAGUGGGAAAAAGAGUCCACCUUGUCACCAGCCUGUUCUAAGGUACA